Linum trigynum is the source of this 429-nucleotide messenger RNA. The record is from the annotation of a GenBank genome assembly. NCBI's taxonomy places the organism in Eukaryota, Viridiplantae, Streptophyta, Magnoliopsida, Malpighiales, Linaceae.
AUGCCGCCUGCCAUGCCGCCGCGGCUGCUGGUGUCUAUGCUAGCCAUCAUCAUCACUAUGUUUCAUUCUUCAUCCCUCCAAAAAAAAUUACUUCAAAACAGAACAACCAAAACACGAAAAGUAGAAGAAGAGAAAACUUCAAAGAUCGGACUCAGACCCCGAAGUGGGGCGAGUUCGCUCAAAAACUCGAAUGGAUCAUCAGUGCUUGGAGUAUCUUCGGACCUCCGGCCGACGAGCUGCGUCGAGCCAUCGUGGCCACUGGCUUGGACGAUAAGGCCAAUGACCACCAAUCCCGUUAGGUUUCCUUAUCUUCCACGAUCGUCGGGUAACGGAAAUGGCUUAGGGUUUCUGGCACUCACGCGGUUAUGUAACGGCUCGGCCUUCAGUUUGUUACGGCUCGGCCUCCUAUUUAGUGAAGGCGUCUCCUAG